Caenorhabditis angaria is the source of this 568-nucleotide messenger RNA. The record is from the annotation of a GenBank genome assembly. Lineage: Eukaryota; Metazoa; Nematoda; Chromadorea; Rhabditida; Rhabditidae.
AUGGCUGGAUAUGCGCUGAAAAGAUUAAUGACUGAAUAUAAAGGUGAGAAAUGUUUCCUUAUCGAUUUUGAUUCUAUAAAAUAUUCCUAAUAUUUCAGAAUUAACAACUCGACCACCAGAGGGAAUAAUUGCUGCUCCGAUCGACGAAGACAAUUUUUUUGAAUGGGAAUGUUUGAUAACUGGACCGGAUGAUACCUGUUUCGCAAAUGGAGUUUUCCCGGCCAGAAUAGUUUUCCCUCAAGAUUAUCCAUUGAGUCCACCAAAAAUGCGUUUUACUUGCAAUAUAUUCCAUCCAAAUAUUUAUGCGGAUGGUCGUGUAUGUAUUUCUAUUCUUCAUGCUCCCGGAGAUGAUCCAACUGGUUAUGAAUCAUCGAAUGAACGUUGGAGUCCAGUCCAAUCAAUCGAGAAAAUCCUUUUAAGUGUGGUUAGUAUGCUUGCAGAACCAAACGAUGAAUCUCCUGCAAAUGUGAGCGCUGCAAAAAUGUGGAGAGAAGACCGACAGCAAUUCGAAAAGAUCGCAGAUUCUUUGGUUCGAAAAACACUUUGCCUACCAGCUUCUGAAUUAUAA